Sorghum bicolor (sorghum) is the source of this 2126-nucleotide messenger RNA. Its product is annotated as transcription factor bHLH49. The record is from RefSeq and is a predicted model, not a curated record. Gene Ontology annotation, cellular component: nucleus. NCBI's taxonomy places the organism in Eukaryota, Viridiplantae, Streptophyta, Magnoliopsida, Poales, Poaceae. The transcript is spliced from 10 exons. The coding region runs from base 629 to 1654 and encodes 341 amino acids. Gene Ontology annotation, biological process: regulation of DNA-templated transcription. Gene Ontology annotation, molecular function: protein dimerization activity; DNA-binding transcription factor activity.
CAAAUAUUGAAUAGUACCAGUGUACAGGCAAACUGGGGCCCACAAGACAUUGAGGGUAUGCAAGGCUGGGCAGGUGAGAAUUAUACAAUAUUUUUUUACUCCCUACUUUAUUUUUCUCCUUACUACAGCUAAUCUUUGUGUACUAAAGUAAAGCAAGCAGUAAAUUACUCUUAAUAGUACACUAGUCUGCUGUUAACUUUGAUUAGGUGUUGUUAGCUUACGCUAAGGUUUUGGAAAUACUAGAGAGAGGAGAGAGAGAGAGAAGGGAAGGGAUAGAGAGAGAAAGGGAGCAGUUGCAGUGGUUAACAACCCUCUGCCAGAGCGCAAGAAGGAAUCAUUUCACCUCAGUGGCAGGUAACAAACCACUUAGCAGCAGGCUCUUGCUUCCGUCUUGCCCUUUUGCUUCCGCCUCCUGCCCUUAAAAUCUUUCACCACCACCUCCCGUCGCGGUCAAAUUUGCGAUCCAUACUUGGGGCGGAGGGCCAAGAAACCGAGCUCUCCCUCCGAUGUCCACCAACGCCAGGUGAAAUUGGUGGCCGGCCUCUUUGAAGUUGAAGGGUUCAUGUGGUUCCGCGGUGGGGUAAUUUUCAGGUGAUUGAGGAACGCUGGUGUUUCUGGACAAUUGGAGAUGUACUCAGGCCAGCAAUCUGAUCAAGGUCCUAGUGCAAAUAGUGGCAGAGAAUUCCCCAAGGCAAAUUGGAAUUCUUUCACAAUGCAUCAAAAGAUGGCUUAUAGUGGACAGUAUGGGUUUGGAUCUUACGGCAUCGGCUUAGAAGAUAGACCGGGAUUGUAUCAAUCUUCAUCUGGUACAUUGAGUCAGGACAUCCAAAUGAGCGAUGAGCAUAGUGGAGGUGUGAAGAAGAGGAAAGGAAUGGAGGACCGUGUCACAUUGUUGCAUAAUGCAGGUGAUCAACAAACAGAAGGUUCAUCUCAGCCAGAAAGGAACUCAAUGGAAGAGGGGAACAGAAAGAUUUCGCCCAAAAUGCAAAGCAAAGAAGAUUCUUCUGAUGGUGAUGGUACUAAAGAGGACUAUGUUCAUGUCCGGGCAAAGCGAGGCCAAGCCACUAACAGCCACAGCCUUGCAGAAAGACUGAGGAGAAAGAAGAUAAGUGAGAGAAUGAAGCUUCUUCAAGAUCUUGUUCCUGGAUGCAAUAAGGUAACCUCUCCUUUGUUUGGUGCGAGCAACUUCUCAAAGACUACUGUAGUCCACACAUUACAAAUUUGUUUCGAACAGAUCACUGGCAAGGCAGUCAUGCUCGAUGAGAUUAUCAACUAUGUGCAGUCAUUGCAACGACAAGUCGAGUUCUUGUCAAUGAAACUUGCAACUGUUAACCCCGAGCUUGGCUUUGACAUUGAGCAGAUCAUAUCCAAACAGAUGAUGCUUUCACAAGACAGACAUCUUGCUUUCUAUGGAGUCGAUCCAGGAUCAAGCAGCCUCACUGCUCCAUUCAACCAAGGAAUCAUGCAGCCAGAAAUGAUGUGCAACAUUUCCAAUCCUGUUGAUGUUUUGCACGGAACUAUUCACGACUUGUCAACAAUGAACCAGAUACCUUCUAUGUGGGAAGGAGUUCAGAAUAUGCCUCAGAUGAACUUCAACCCUGUGGCAGCUGAUAGCGGCACCAACAACUCUGGCUCCAUGAAGAUCGAACAGUGAGCUGCUGUCUGUUAGCUCAGAAAUUGUUCUUGAAUCACUGAAUUGUCGUAAAGCGCUUGCUGGAUGAAGUUUUUUUGUAUAGCUGGAGGCCUAACCAUUCAUGCCGGUUUCCUUCUGUUGCUCCCAUAAUGUACGGCACAUUGUUUAUGGUAUGGCAUAUGAAGGAUCAUGUACAGCUGGAGCUGAAAAACUGAUUCCACUGUAAAUUUCUGUUAUGCUUUGGCCUGUGGAAAUUGGGAUGGAAACCUAGUAUCAUCCAUGAAAUCCAAGGACAGAAGCUUGUUGGGACUUGGGACCAGGUGCUGAAUACUGAUGGGCCUAAACGUACUAAAUGAGUACUAAUAGAAUGGAAUCGUAGGUACAAAAAAUGCAGAGUUUGAAGCCAGUGGCUCUGUCAGAAAUUCCAUGGAACACGCAAUGUAAUGCACCAGGUUUCAUCAUGCAAAAGGAAGGAAACUCAUUAUUGUUAAUA